UCAUUGAUUCAUCUUAUUGCCUGGAAAGUGUGGCGCGAGCGGAACACACGCAUCUUCCAGCAAGAAUCACUGCCUUCCACGGUGAUGGUGCAAAAGAUUAGAGAUGAAAUCAUCCUUUGGAACAUGGCUGGAGCUGUCAUACCGUUCUACCCAGGCCGAGGAAACGGCAAGGUCGCUCUCUCCAUAGAUAGAAUAACUCGCCGAGCGCUCCCUCCCCGCAAGGGCGCUCCCUCCGCCUAGCGCUCCCUCCCCGCUCCCGCCGGCGGCCACUCCGGCCCCGGCGUCCACGCCUCCCCACCGGCGGCCACUCCGGCCCCGGCGUCCUCGUCGCUUGCCUGCGCCCUUGCGGGCCCCUUCUCCUCCUUCCCUCCCCCCCUGACCCCCUCUCUCCACCAGUUGGCGUCAAUGGCUUCCGGGUCGCGCAGCCCUCCCUCGGUCUCGUCGACCUUCUCGCGCGACAGGCCGGUGGUGUCCAGUCUCGGCCUAUCUGGCUCGCCGGGGUCGGCGGGCUCCUCGUCGGCGGGCGCUGCGGUGGUCGGUCCUACGGUCCAGGCGGCCCCCGCGCCUGAUGCGGGAUGGCGCAAGACAGGGCCUUCCCGCAAGGCCAUGUGGCGCCGCCGUCGUGCGCUGCGGCGCCAGUAGGGUGCUGGCGCGCAGGAUGGUCGGAGCUCUCCUACCUCGUCGGAGCAUCGUCAGAUCCCGCAGGAUCUUUGGGGUCUCUGUUUCAGGUGUUUCAAAGAUGGUCACCGGCGGCAGGACUGCACGAACGACCCCAUGUGCAUCCGAUGCGGGCUACCUGGACAUGUUUCCUCCCAGUGCAAGAGGUCGCGCAGUCCCGUCUCGGCGGAUGAGCUCUGUCGCGCGGUGAUCUCCAAGGUUGCCAGGACCGGGCCGGUGCCGGCGUCGCUGCACAAUGUGGGGGGGUUGCUGACGGAGCCUAGGCAGGACGCACCGCGUGUGCUGCCUUUGCCAGUUCCGCCCAGCUUCCCUCCCAUGGUGCCCGCCUACACUACCUCGGCCCCGGCGGCGGCGGAGGUCUGCAUCUUGGCGCGCUCUGAGGGGAUGGAUGACCUUGAGCGCCGGCCGCAGCUGGCCAUGGUGGCUUAUGUCGGGGGAUCACGGCCGUCGGUUUCAUGUGUGGAUGCAGCUAUAGCAAUCUCUGAAGAGCUCAACAUCCCGCGCCAUUGCUUCUCGGUGCACAAAUAUCACCCGGAGGAUUUCCUCAUCGUGUUUGCUUCGCGUGAACUCCGGAAUAGAGCAUUGGCCAGUCCAUCGGUGGAGCACCAGGGUUUCAAGCUCUUCAUCAAGCCGUGGUUGAGGCAGGCUCAGGCAAAAUCCAGAUUGAUGCGUGUUUAGGUUGAUCUGAUGAUCGAGGGUGUGCCGUCCCAUGCUUGGGCCAGAUCCACAGCGGCGGAGCUACUGGGGAGUUCAUGUCUGAUUGAUAGCCUGGCACCGGAGACAGAAAGCAGGGAAGACCUCUCUCUAUUCAAGCUUCGUGCCUGGUGCGUAGACCCGGACGAGAUCCCGGCUUGCCGGAGAUUGUGGGUGCCGGAGCCGCCUGCACUUGGAGAGAACCCGGCGGAGCGCCGCCCGUCGUUUCGUCAGCUGUUGGAAUAUCCGAUCUUGGUUCACAUUGGCAGGUUGCGGGAUUUCUCUCCUCCAGAGCUCUGGUGUCGCUCGCCUAGCUCAGACGGCAACAGUGGCCAGAGCGGCUUGCCAGGCUGUUCGGCGGCUUCUUAGGGCGGCGAGUGGAUGGUGCAGAGCUGGACGCGCGGCGACUGCGACAACCGUGGGUUUGGCCGGAAUUAUGCUGGUCCGAUGGGAGGCGCCGGCGCUGGCAGGUCCUAUCGCCAGGUCCUGGAAGGACGUGUGGGGCCCUCUAACUGGUGCAUCCCACCAAUGUGCAGGAGUGGCCCGGCUGGGGAUGCGGUCAUGAGUGGGGUCCAGGUGGACUGUAGUGGAGCGGAUUUCGAAUUCGCCUCCGGUGAUUGGUCUCGCGUCAGUUGGACGGUUGGGAGCGCCAACUCGGUCCGCUGUCGCGGAGAUCGAGACCAUGGUCCCAGAUAAGGUGGUUGGUGAGAAUACAGGUCCUGGAUCCCGAGGUGGACCGACAAGCUGGCCUCUCGAAGGAUCAGGCUGUGCAGAAUCCCGAGGCUAUCCGGCCGACGACGGCUGUGGUUGUCGAGAGCCAGGCCCCAGAGUUGGUGGUGGCUAUUGUUCCGGUCGUGGGGCAGGGCCCAGAGUUGGUGGUGGAUUGCGCCUCGGAUCCGCUACGGCUCAUUGAGCCAGCGCGAUCGUCUCCAAUCCGGGCUGUGGCACCUACGAUGGUGCAGUUGAUCCCACCGCCCACGGUCGGUCCGCUGUCACGAUCUGCUGGCUGGACCCAGUUGCGGAGAUGUUGGCCACUCACGAGGCUAGGGAAUCAAUGGAGGCACCAAUGCCCAUCUUGGAAUCUGAUCUGGUGGGGCCCGUGUCUGAGGCUGGAAAGGGUGGAGAUGUGACUACGUUGCAUGCCCAUGCACGCACAGUGCCCACGUCCACGGUGGGAGAUAUUGGAGAGGGGAGCCUCAAUCUGGCACAAACAACUAUCUCUACCAACCUCUCCUCCAAAGAGCUAGCAGCCCUCACUAACAUCAAGUCUUUCUGCUCUGGGCUACUCAAGAAACUAGCACCGCCUCUAUUGCGAGAAAUCGAAGUUGCUGCAAGCCUUGGGCAUUUCCCCGGACGAGUUAGCGAUCUCGGAGGAAUCGCUUGACCAACUGCUAGGCCUUUUCAACUCACCGCUGCAAGAACGACAUCUGCGCACCAUUGCGGCAAUCUUCGGGAAGUCGUUGUCGUUGGACUUUGGGAAGGAGGGCACUUCGGAGGCCAUCGCCAUGGCCUAGGUUGUGCGGAUUUGGGAGUGCUCGUUACACCCAAUGUCGCGCGUCAAGUUGGAGUUGAUCAGAUGGAAUGUUCGAGGUUUGAACAGUCCGACUAAGCGGAAGGCGUUGAGAGAGUUUGUAGAUUCCAGUAGGCCGACAAUUCUUUGUAUCCAGGAGUCUAAACUCGAGUUUGUAUACCAGUUUAUUAUUUUGCAAUGU
Molecule: messenger RNA, 3083 nt
Organism: Triticum aestivum (bread wheat)
Lineage: Eukaryota; Viridiplantae; Streptophyta; Magnoliopsida; Poales; Poaceae
Exons: 1
Coding region: 775-1356 (193 amino acids)
Molecular function (GO): zinc ion binding; nucleic acid binding
Source: RefSeq, a predicted model, not a curated record